ACGCAGGGUUGCGGGGCGGUGGGGGCCGGUUGGAGCCACGCCGCGAGGCCGGGAUCCCGCUCCGGGGUCCAGCAUUGCCCGGCGCCCCUCCUCCGCGCUCCCUCCAGUUCUCCUUCGCCGUCCCUGGGCGUGCGGAUGGAGGGUGCGCCGAGACCUCGGUCCGCCGGGAUCCCACACGCCGUCCCAAAUUGCCGCCCCCAAAGCCGACAGACCCGCACCCCUUUAAACCUCUUCAAUGUCCAAGACGCCGCCACAGUGUGCCGGGCUCCUGGGGGAUGCCGCGGGGCUCAGUGCGUCCAUUUCCAUAUUGGAACCGAGAGCCUUCUCACCACGCGGUGAUUUCCGAAGGCCAGGGCGCUUGACCCCCAAAUCCUGGUCCCCUGGCCUGUGCCAGGAGCAGACAGACAUUCAUCUCUCCCCUUUUUUCAGAAUUUUGCACAAGAAACAAUCUACUUUGGGAAGUGAAGAAUGGAAUCCUUGGGAAGGAGAUGAGAAAAAUGAGCAACAACACAGAUUUAAAACUAGUCUCCAAAUAUUAAAUAAAUCCAUGAAAGGGAAAACAGACUUCCGAGUACAGAUCUGGGGCAAAGCUGCCAUUGGUUUGUAUCUCUGGGAGCAUAUUUUUGAAGGCAUACUUGAUCCUACUGAUGUGACUGCUCAAUGGAGAGAAGGAAAUUCAAUUGUAGGAAGAACACAUUACAGCUUCAUCACUGGUCCAGCCGUAGUCCCAGGGUACUUCUCAGUUGAUGUGAAUAAUGUGGUACUUAUUUUAAAUGGAAGAGAAAAGGCAAAGGUCUUUUAUGCCACCCAGUGGUUACUUUAUGUACAAAAUUUAGUACAAACUCAAAAACUCCAGCAUGUUGCUGUUGUUUUGCUUGGAAAUGAACAUUGUAACAAUGAAUGGAUCAACCAGUUCCUCAAAAGAAAUGGAGGCUUUGUGGAGCUGCUUUUCAUCAUAUAUGACAGCCCUUGGAUUAAUGACAUGGAUGUUUUUCAGUGGCCUUUAGGAGUAGCAACGUACAGGAAUUUCCCUGUGGUGGAGGCAAGUUGGUCAAUGCUGUAUAAUGAAAGGCCCUACUUAUGUAAUUUCCUAGGAACUAUUUAUGAAAAUUCAUCCAGACAAGCACUCAUGAACAUUUUGAAACAAGGUGGAAUUGAUAAGCUCUGUUGGGUCUCAGUAAGAGAACAGUGGCAGCCUCAGGAAACAAAUGAAAGCCUUAAGAAUUAUCAAGAAGCUUUGCUUCAGAGCGACCUCACAUUGUGCCCAGUUGGAGUAAACACGGAAUGUUAUAGAAUAUAUGAGGCUUGCUCCUAUGGCUCCGUUCCUGUGGUGGAAGAUGUCAUGACAGCUGGCAGCUGUGGAAAUACAUCUGUUUCCCAGAAUGCUCCUCUGCAGUUACUCAAGUCCAUGGGCGCUCCCUUUAUCUUUAUUGAGAACUGGACGGAACUUCCUGCUGUUCUAGAAAAAGAGAAAACUAUGACUUCACAAGAAAAAAUUCAAAGAAGAAAAAUGUUACUUCACUGGUAUCAACACUUCAAAACAGAGCUUAAAACAAAAUUUACUAAUAUUUUAGAAAGUUCAUUUUUAAUAAACAAUAAAGGUUAACUAUUAAUUAUC
This is a messenger RNA of Myotis myotis, 1618 nucleotides long. It is a transcript of the gene RXYLT1, whose product is annotated as ribitol xylosyltransferase 1. Gene Ontology annotation, biological process: protein O-linked glycosylation via mannose. The record is from RefSeq and is a predicted model, not a curated record. The coding region runs from base 236 to 1606 and encodes 456 amino acids. The transcript has 6 exons. Gene Ontology annotation, molecular function: ribitol beta-1,4-xylosyltransferase activity. NCBI's taxonomy places the organism in Eukaryota, Metazoa, Chordata, Mammalia, Chiroptera, Vespertilionidae. Gene Ontology annotation, cellular component: Golgi apparatus.